This is a messenger RNA of Botrytis byssoidea, 4995 nucleotides long. RefSeq lists its product as uncharacterized. The record is from RefSeq and is a predicted model, not a curated record. Gene Ontology annotation, biological process: fatty acid metabolic process. The coding region runs from base 413 to 4015 and encodes 1200 amino acids. NCBI's taxonomy places the organism in Eukaryota, Fungi, Ascomycota, Leotiomycetes, Helotiales, Sclerotiniaceae. The transcript is spliced from 4 exons. Gene Ontology annotation, molecular function: medium-chain fatty acid-CoA ligase activity.
UCAACAUAAGCACCAUUAUAAGUUACAUGCUCUGAAAUAUGUGGUCAGACAUUCCAAGAAAGGUAAAAAUUUGUCUCCCUUGACGAUGCUAAUCGAGCAAUUUUGAUUUCGUGUCAUCUGCUAUUCUCAUCAUGUGCAAGGAAGGUUGAUACCUAGUAGUAAGAUGUACAACGAAAGGUUGUUUUGUUGCGUUUGACAUAUGUACCUAAACUCAUAUGCAUCUGGGUUGACUCAUUAUGCAAGGCUUGAGGCCAGUAGUUGGGUUGUCUUUCUGUAACCGUUGAUUUAUUUCUGGAGCAACGGAACUGUUCAAAACCCCUGCAUUGACUGUAAAGACAUCGACAAUACUUGAACGGUUUGCUUCAUACCUUUUGGGAUUUUGAUCCACAUUUAAUACCAACUCUGAUAGAGUAUGGAUAUUUCAACAAUUUCCGAUGAGUUUCCAGUCGGACAACUCAAGGCAGAGUGUCUGGGUCCUGAGAUACCCGGCCUAAAUCAAAGCCUAUGGGACAUGUUUGCUGCGGCUGCAGAUAAACAUUUGAAUGAAGAAGCUCUUUGUUCGCUUUGGCAGCCUCCAGACCACCUUAGCUCAAGACUCGAAAUCGGACAAACAGACCCGGAGCAUAUAACACCAAUUACCAAUGAAAAUGGGGUCGGGAUGGUCACGCCUAAGCCAUGCUCAGCAUCACUGAGAUGGACCUUUGGCCAGCUUCGGGAGAAGGCCGAGUCAUUGGCAACUUGUUUGCAACAACGUGGCUGUAUUAAGGGUGACAAUCUUGUAGUUUUUGUCUGGAAUUCCGCAGAAUGGGUCUUAUUUUUGUGGGCUGCCGCGAGGCUCAAAAUGCCAUUUGUACCGUUGGAUCCAAGAAGUUCCGAUAAAGAUGUUAUGAAUUAUCUGAGCCUAGCUCCUCCUCAAGUCUUAGUUGUUUUAGAUCCAGACAUGUUCCCGAUACUUGAAAGUUUCGGAAACGUCAAAGUUCGGAUAUCACUUUCGAAAGUUUCCGAAGGGAGAAUGAAUUGGCAUUCACUGCCUGGACUAAUGGGCAACUUGCCGAUUGAAAACAUUUCAUUUACCCCUUUGAAUGAUGAUGGUAAGGAACCGAGUCAGGAGCUUGCAAUGAUUCUCUUUACGAGUGGGACAACUUCAAUCCCAAAAGGAUGUCCUCACACUGCAUCAAACAUCUGGUCCGCAACAUUCGACUAUGAUCCUGUUGCCCGGAAAAACGGCUGUCAGAACAAAUGGCUCAUUCACACGCCCGUGUGGCAUAUCUUUGCAAUAGGCCAAGCUAUACGAGGUUGGAGGGAUGGAAGCUCUGCAGUAUUUGCUACCGAAAAGUUCGACGUGACUGCCUCCUUACGAGCGCUUCAACAAGAGAAUAUUACACAUGUUGGAGCGGUUCCUCUUUUAGCGAAAGCACUUGUCACACAUCCAGAGUUUCCUGGCAAGGAUUCCCUGUCUCUAUCGUACGUAACCAUGGGAGGCACAUUAAUAAAAGAUGAAGAUGUUAGGUUCUGCAAAGAGCAUCUUGGUAGCGAGGCAGUUAUUCAAGGCUUCGGUAUGACAGAGGGCUCCCCUAUGGUAAGCUGGAGGCGCGAUGAUCCAAUGCUUAAGAACGGCUAUCAUCUCGGAGUGGGAAAAGUUUUACCAGGUGCUAGACUGAAAAUAUGUUCCCCGAAAUCUAAUGUGCCUCUGAAUAAAGACGAAGCUGGAGAACUCCACAUUGGCGGUACUUCGGUCAUCGAUGGAUAUUUGAAUGGUAUAGAUUCAGAGUCAUUUUACACGGAUGACGUUGGGAAGUGGUUUAUCACCGGCGAUCAAGCUAUGAUAGAUGCAGAUGAUGUCCUCUACAUCAGUGGACGAUAUAAAGACAUCAUCAUUCGUGGAGGUGAGAACUUGGUCCCGUCGAAAAUAGAAUAUUGCCUUCGGGACCUUGGCAUAACCGCUCAAGCAAUUGGUCUCGUGGAUUCCAUAGCCGGUGAGGUUCCCGUCGCAGUCUUACAGUCUUGUUCGAGGGAAAUCACUAAGGCGCAUAUGACCAAAGCUAUAGUAGAAACUUUGGGUCAGGCAUAUGCACUCCAUUCUAUCAUAACAUUAGAUGACCUUCAUCUAAAAGCCUUUCCAAUGACUGCGACAGGAAAGAUUCGGAAGGUGGAAUUGAAAGACAUCGUCAAUAAGCAUUUCGCCACAAUCUCAGAAGUGAAAACAACAAACCCCAGCGAAAAAUUAAUUGCUCAAUUGCGGGGGAUCUGGGCAGAGCUUACGAACGCAACCCCAGAUCAAAUUUCGGUGGAAGACGAUGUAACAAAUUUUGCUGAUAGCAUUACAAGAUUGAGGUUUUGUAAGAUCUUGUGGACCAGACUUGGUCAAAGAUUGUACUUGCCAGAUUUAGAGAAAAACAAUACCAUUGAGCAGCAGACAAAGCUUCUUAUGGAACGGAGCUAUCAUGCAGACUCAUCUACUUUCCUUUCAGAUAACUUAAGCUAUAUUGAGGGCCAAAGCAAUCCGAAUGCAUCUCAUCAAUCCGGUCGGAAAGUACCACAUUCUCAGGGGGGAAGCAUGCGCCAGCAUCAUCAUACUUUGAUCGAGACAACUAACGCAGCUCUGCAAAAGUUCGGUCUAACAUGGGAGAAUGACAUAGAAGAUGGGUUCGCAAAAGGACAAAGACCACAAUCAUAUCGCCACAGAAUAGCGUUCGAAAUCAAGGAUAACAGUUCUAGCCAGGUCCGUGCAGCAUUAGAAAAGUCUCUUUUGACCAGACCGGUGUUGCGUACAAUUUUGGUCGAGGUUUCGGGUGCGCCAGCUGUUCACGCGGUCCUCCGUCCAUCUCAAGCUGCGUACGACAUGCUGAUCUCGCAGAGGAAUCUCGCUCACGAGUUAGAAAUUCAAGAAUAUCUAAUUGAUGAUUCCGACCAAAACUUUGACGAUCGAAUGUUCCAAGCUAUAAUUGCAGAUAUUGAAGGCGAAGAUACAUCAGCGUUGAUCUUGACUUUGAAUCACUCUGUCUUUGAUGCAUUGUUCGCAUAUGGAUGGUAUAGCGAUCUCGAUAUGUUCAUACAAAAUCCAAAAGCAACAGCGACCCCUGGCACGCCCUUUAGAUUUUUCGCUGAUAUGUAUCAACAAUACCAAGAUAGCUCACUCGCUCUCUCAGAUGUCAACUUUCAUGUUAGAAGGCUUCGAGGUAUUUCAAGAUUUACCGAGGCUCUAUGGCCACCCAAACGAGCUCCUGGUUGGAUGGUUGGGAAUGACAGGAGAUCGAAAGAUUUCAUCACUCGUAAUACCAAAAGAAGGAAGCUUAACAUAAAUCCGCAGCCAAGACCAAGACUUGCGCGAAUGCAGGAUUUCCCCGAUAUUGAGCGGCUUCGGACGCAGCACUUUAUCCAGGCACCAGUCAUCGUCAAAACUGCUAUCUCCAUUUUCAAUAUCAUACAAACGGGAAAGCCAUAUGCUAUCUUCAAGAACUUCGACGCAGGUCGUAAUUGGCCAUUCCUUCCAGAGUGGAUUGCAGAUCGCCUGCCUCCUGCCAUGAGCAUUGAUGGUCCCACUUUGACUUGGAACAUGAACAUGAUAGAGAUCAAGCCAAAAGAAACUUGUGGUGAACUUCUAAGAAGAAUGGGCGAAGAUGAUAAAGCACUGAGUUCGCACACUCAUGCACCAUGGUUCAAAAUCCUGCGUGGGCUAGGCGAAGACGAGGGGCCUAUUGCGAAAGAGGCUGCGAUGAGACAAGUAUUCAAUUGGGAUUUAAGCUUGAAGUAUCUUGAUUCUAGUGUUGGCGAUUAUUCGACUCUGAAACCUUUGGGAAGGAUGGACUGGCCUGACUGUGGCUUCUUCUGGAACUGUGGUAUGGUAAAUGCGGAACGCUUCUGCUGUGUGGUAUCCUGGGACGACACGCAAUUAGAUAGCACUGAAAUCAACGGCUAUGUGAGCAAAUUGCUUGAGAUCAUCGGGUGGAUCACAAACUCUAAGAACUGGAACAAUUCGGUGUCGAGCUUUCAAGGGUUUCCGAUGAUGACGUAAAAGAUGAUUAUUUUGGGAGGAAUAAACUGUGGGUAACAAAGGGACUGGCCGUCGGCCAAGGAGUUCAAUAUCUUGCUAUAAAUUUUACCCUAUCCAUGCGUAUUCUAAUAGUCGAUGCUGCAUAACUCCGGGAGAACGUGGUUGUCUGCAGCGAAUCCCUUGAAUUCCCAUUUCAUGCUUGCUAUACAGAGAAUUUGAAAGUAGUGGUACGAGAGUUCCAAGUUUAACUCGAACCUCUCCGAUGUACUCGCACUGUUUGAGAAUAAGCUCUAAAGCUCUAUCUUUCCUUCAUAUUCAAUCUUUUGGUGUCUUGAUCAACAAAGCAUCGUUGUUACAGACAAGAUGAAAUUCUCCACAAAGUCGGUACUUCUUGCCAUUUCGAUAGAUGUUCAAGUUUAAGGCUGGUGUGCCUGUUCUAUUCCAAGUCCACUUAAUCUGUCGAGAAACUUGUGGGAGGUGAAAUAUUCACACUCGCCAAUGUGCACGACAUAAGAAAUCAAGAUCUGGUGCGCUCAAGUCUGUGAUUGAUGGUCCCCCCGAUACAUUGUUACUUCAGAUAACCUUGUAGUUUCAUGUCCGGUGUAAUGAAAUAGGCAUUGAACGCGGAAAUGCAUCCUUUUCCAACAAACGCAGGAGUUUAAAGUCCGAUCGGGAUACUUUAAUGGGUAUAUCAUCACGGCACCUGGAGCCCACUCUCAGUGUCAUUUAACGAGGCUUGUGGAGAUUAUACUCCGCAAGGCGAGAUCAAAUCCUCAAAAGAGGAGCAAAGAAGAAGAAACGAACGGAAGUGUCUUAGUUGAAGGGUCGAUCAUGUCCAAAGAAGAAAUAGGUUAUCCUUAUAUGUCAUAAACUCUUGAAUAAGAACACAUGGGGCGUUUGAUGAGUAAUGGUUUUGGUAUGAGAAGCGAUGGAGAGUCAAGGUGUCUGUUUGCGUGUAUUCUAUAAUUUUGCAAUAAGAAAAAUGAAGAGACCAAGGAGAU